Lodderomyces elongisporus is the source of this 627-nucleotide messenger RNA. It is a transcript of the gene SEC4, whose product is annotated as Rab family GTPase. The coding region runs from base 1 to 627 and encodes 208 amino acids. The record is from RefSeq and is a predicted model, not a curated record. Gene Ontology annotation, cellular component: plasma membrane; endosome. Gene Ontology annotation, biological process: protein secretion; protein localization to plasma membrane; regulation of exocytosis. The transcript has a single exon. Gene Ontology annotation, molecular function: GTPase activity; GTP binding. Lineage: Eukaryota; Fungi; Ascomycota; Pichiomycetes; Serinales; Debaryomycetaceae.
AUGAGUUCAAAGGGUUCGUCGUCGAGGGCGUACGAUAUGAUUAUGAAACUUUUAUUGGUUGGUGAUUCGGGAGUUGGUAAAUCAUGUCUUCUUUUGCGUUUUGUUGAAGAUAAAUUCAACCCUUCAUUCAUCACCACAAUUGGAAUUGACUUUAAGAUCAGAACUAUAGAUAGCAAAGGCAAGAAAAUCAAAUUGCAGGUGUGGGAUACUGCAGGACAGGAAAGAUUUAGAACUAUUACCACAGCAUACUAUCGAGGCGCCAUGGGUAUUGUGUUGAUAUAUGAUGUCACCGAUGCCAGAUCCUUUGAAAACGUGCAAAAUUGGUUCCAAACUGUGUCCCAGCAUGCCAAUGAAGAAGCGCAGAUUUUCCUUGUUGGAAAUAAAUGUGACGAUGAAGAGAAUAGACAAGUCUCGAGGGAACAGGGUGAAGAGUUGGCCCAAAAAUUACAAAUCCCCUUUUUAGAGGCAUCGGCAAAAACCAACCAGAAUGUUGAGAGUAUUUUCUAUGAAUUGGCUGGAAUCAUCCAAGAAAAACAUGUUGACGAUGCCGCUGGAGCUGGAUCUGGCGGCCAUGGGGGUGUCGACGUCUCUCAAAAUAAUUCAGGCAUUAAAAACAAUUGUUGUUAA